Molecule: messenger RNA, 2553 nt
Organism: Ixodes scapularis (black-legged tick)
Lineage: Eukaryota; Metazoa; Arthropoda; Arachnida; Ixodida; Ixodidae
Exons: 5
Coding region: 109-1263 (384 amino acids)
Source: RefSeq, a predicted model, not a curated record
CGACUCUACUGGCUCUACGGGGGAAAUGUCCGGGGCUCUGGCCUGGCCCAGCUGACGACAAGUGACCAAAACAAACCAAAUGUCAAGGGCGAGCUACGAAGACGCGGAAUGUUUUCCCGAGUUACCCAUAUUCACGAAGUAACUGGAAAUGGCAGCAUCCUCAAAACUCUGCUCUCCAUGCCCCCGGAGGAGAGGUACGGGGACGACGAAGAAGAACGCGCGCGUAAGCGUCGGAAGACCGAGGCCGACCGAGCCCGGCGUGCAAGCGCCUCAUCCGAGGAGAGGGCUUCGGCGGCUGCCCGUCGCCGCCAACGCUACGUGAGUCGUUCGUGCGAGCAGCGGGCGAAGGACGCCGAGGCUCGCCGUCGACGCUACGAGGAACACAACGAAGCCGUGAGAAACCGUCAUCGCUACGCCCACCGUUCUUCCGAGCAGCGGGCUAGGGACUCCGCAGCUCGUCGUCGACGCUACGAAGAACACGUUGAAGCCGCGAGAAACCGGCAACGCUACGCCAACCGCUCUUCCGAACAGCGGGCGAAGGAUGCCGAAGCUCGUCGUCGACGGUACGAGCGAGAGCGACAGGCGGCGCUCGAACCCGCGAUUCCCGGGUCCCCGUCCGAGAAGCUCGACCCUGGGGUUCACCCGACAGACCCAACGGAAGCUUGGGAGCUAAGCGGGCAGUCCCGAUUUUGCGGGGCUCAUUUCGUCACAGACCCUAGCAGCCUGCAGCAGCAAGCUUCAAAGCUGACAGCCCAGCCUUGUGAGGUGCCAGUUCCCUUCGUAACCCUUUGCGAUGACAACUUGCAAGGAGUGGCCAGCAACCAAGAUCUGUCCCCGUUGUCUGAGGAACCCCGAGAUGGGUCGAUGGAGCACCCACACACACGGCAGCCCCCUGAAGACUCAGAUGGUGAGGAGUCCAGCUGCCUGUUGAGAGUCACCAAGGACCUCCACUUCGGAUGUUGUUCCUGCACCUAUGUCACCAGUGCCCAGCAGAACAUAAUCACGCAUCUUCUGAUCUAUGCUGGCCUUGGAUGCCAGACUUGGAAAGAGACAAGACAUCCAACAAAAACCGUAAAGGGCGCUCUGUUCAGCUGCUGUUUUUGUGGCCAUGCCUCGAGGGAUCAGUGUGCCAUAAUCGGCCACCUCAUCGCCCAUUCUGCAGACCGACUGACUAUCCUGGCACCUGCACUGUGUGGGCCCUUUUCCGAAGGGGUGAGACUGGAGUCAACAGACCGUGGCUCACAACAGUGGAGCAUCUUUUGAGUGUCCACCAUGUCCAGCAGCAUUCUUCACAAAUGACAAACACGGCAGUCGCGCUUGAAAGCAUGCCAGGGAAAUGCCAUGCAAGUGCCGCCUCUAGUUGGCGUCGUUCGGUUUACGGUGUGCAUCGAGCCGUCGCGUCGCAAAAGGCAUGCACGUCGCAGACCUUUUGAGUGUGCCACUAGUCCGAUGGCCUUCUUUGAAAAGGAACCUUGCCUGGCACACGAGGACACACGCCGUGGACGGACCUUUCAAGUGUCAGGAAGUUCGUAAAUCAUUUGCUCACAAAUCCACUCUCUCCGGCACAUUCAAAUGCACAUGCGAAGCCUUACGAGAACCUACAGUGCUCUAUAUCACUGACUUUCAGUUAAAAGUGCAUGGACAAAAGGCCUUAGCAGGGCCAGCGAUGUGAGGCAGGGGUUCUCAAACUUUUCGGUUUCAAGGAGUGCCCAUCUCCUCUUUUCUUGGCACUGAUGUAGUAAUUCAGUGCAGAAGCUUACAGACUUUAUAGACGGCAAUGCACACGUUAGGGAGUGUUUGACCGAUACCUAUGCAUCAAUGGAUGGCUGAGAUCUUGUAAAACAGUACUUAAACUGAAGGUUGACUUAAAGGGGGGGCCAGUUGAGGAAAUUUAGGAGAUCAGGGAAACCCUGGGCUUUCAUUGUCUGUUUUGGGUUAAUACAAGUUUUACAAGCUCCUCUCACAAAGUUUUGUGUUGACCAUGUUUGGUGGUUUCCACCUCUCCACUCACUUCUCUCCAGCAAUCCCUCUGCUAAAGUGGAAGGACUCGAGAGAUUUGUGAGGAGGUCUUAAAACCAAAUGUCACGAGGUAUUUGCUUAUUUCGCAUAGUUUAGUUGGAGCUUUCCUUCGGUUAGGAGACAGUUUUAACAAUAAGUAAACCCUUCGGUGCAGCAGGUCUCAAGUUCUGCACUUGAAUGAGCUCUGCGAUUCACAAGAAAGCUUUUGUCGAACUGUCAUCUCCUUGUGUUGUCUCACAUCAAACAUUCUCUCAGUCAGGCUAAGGCCAAUUCACAUAUAUCUACAAUGCACUGCUAUCUCGGCGCUCAAUGAACACUAUGGACAACACCGACGUAGUGUUGUCUUGAAUGUAAUUAGCAGUGAUGCUUUGUUGUAUCGGCACCGUGCACUGAUACAGCGCAAAGUCAGACCUGCUGCAUCAGUGCUCAGGUCAGUGAAAUUUCCAGUGCUGACUUAGUGCUGUGCUGUAUUUGUCGAGAGGCCUCUAGAGGGACAACAGGGAACAAUAAAUGUGUAGUCGAACUUUGCUUUCA